AUGGCGGUGAGGGCAUCAGUGGCUUCAGGCAGGCUUCUGCAAGGUAUCCGCAAGUGGUACUACGGCCUGUGCGGUUUCAAUAAGAUUGGUUUAAUGUAUGACGACACGAUAUACGAGGACGAUGACGUGAAGGAGGCCGUGCGGAGGCUCCCGGAGAACCUCUACAACGACCGCAUCUUCCGUAUCAAGAGAGCUCUGGAUUUGACCAUGAAGCAUCAGAUCCUCCCCAAAGAGCAGUGGACGAAAUAUGAGGAGGAUGUGCAGUACCUGACGCCAUACCUGACAGAGGUGAUCCGCGAAAGGAAAGAAAGAGAAGAGUGGAUGAAGAAGUGA
Nerophis lumbriciformis (worm pipefish) is the source of this 333-nucleotide messenger RNA. The record is from RefSeq and is a predicted model, not a curated record. Lineage: Eukaryota; Metazoa; Chordata; Actinopteri; Syngnathiformes; Syngnathidae.